Lentinula edodes (shiitake mushroom) is the source of this 1579-nucleotide messenger RNA. RefSeq lists its product as uncharacterized. The transcript is spliced from 5 exons. Lineage: Eukaryota; Fungi; Basidiomycota; Agaricomycetes; Agaricales; Omphalotaceae. Bases 353 to 1522 code for a protein of 389 amino acids. The record is from RefSeq and is a predicted model, not a curated record.
UAUCCCUGAUAAUCCAUGUGUACUAUAGCAUGGGCCCCGGUUGUUCCUCAAUGGGACCGUACCGGUCAUCCUUUCCUUUCAAUAUUUUGAAUGCAGACUCCGAUUGACUCAAAGAUCAACCUGAGUUGCAGUGCCACAGCGCUGAUUAAGAACAAGCGGUGAAAACACCGUGUGGUAAUUUGCUCGUUCCUGUGUAUUCGCGAAUCCCCAGGUAGUAUAGACUACUAUAGAGUAGGACAGACGGCCGCUACGGCCGCCAAGAAUCAAGACCUAAAGCAACCAAAACGGGUGCCAAUCCGGGCAAGGCAUUCAUCGCGCAGAGCUGCUAUUUUUCCUUUGCGAUUGAUACGAUAUGGUUGCGCUCAGUGCAGGUAAAUCCCUUGAUGUAGCAGCUGUAGAGAAGUGCAGGAAUGCGGUUCUGGAAACCAUGCGGGUCUUGGAAAUCGACCCGUUGACCAUUGUUCCCUUCGAACAGACACCAACUUUCAAACCGUUCGUCGCAGAGUGUGUUGAAGCUGCUCGCCAACGCGGGUACCUCGUCGAUGAACUCGCUUUCCAAGAAAAGCAUGUUCAUAUCGGAGCAGCAGUCGGGCAUUACACAUACCUUCACCAUAGAGGCACCAAGAGCCACGACAUCGCCGUACUUUCCUCAUUGCUAAUGGCUUUCUACUACUGCAUUGACGACUACUGCUUCAAAGCUCGGUCCCUCGCGGAGUACGGGGCCCGCGUUGCUUCAGGACGACCCCAGCUUGAAAAAGGACUAGACGAUCUGGUAUCGUUGAGCGCAGAGAUUUCCGAAAUGUACGAUCCUAUUACAGGCGACCUGCUUCGCAUUUCUACCCAAGCAUAUGUCAUGGGCAACCAUUUAGAACGAGAAAUGUGUGGUACCCGUUCACAGUGGGAAGUAAACAAAGACGCACCAUUUUUCCCUACGCUCAUGAAAACCAUUACAUCUGCUGCCACAUCGCUUUUCCUGUUAUCUUUUCCUUGCGACGUACCAGGAAUCGAUUAUAUCCAGGCACUCCCCGACGGAAUUUGGGUUCAUGAUAUCACAGCAGACGUCAUGUCAUACUACAAAGAGGCUAUCGAAGGCGAGUUCAAUCGAGUAGAGCAGGCCGCCCAGUUGCAUGGCUUAUCAGGACCAGACAUGCUUGGGGUGUUCGUUAAGCAGAUGACACAAAGUCACGAAAGGGUUUCUCGCGUCCUCUCAACUUCUGACCCGUCAGGAAAACUCUUGUCGUGUUAUAUGAGCACCAUUGUGGGCUUCAUAAUUUUCCAAGCGUUGCAUCCUCGGUAUAAAAUGACGGACUUGUUGGGAGUGUCGACCUCGCCAUCAUUUGCAUUUGGAUUGCGAGCAAACUCAGCGAAGUCAAAACCACAGUUAAUCACGCACCUUGCAUCUGUUCCGGGGCGAAACCGAAUAUCAAUCAAUCAUUUCAUUUAUCUAUUUUUCAUUAUCUUAUCGUCUUAUCUUUCUGUGAUCUGGUAUCCAACUCUUCUUUCAAACAUCCUUGUAAAAUAGGUUUAGAUAAAUUUCUCUGUAUGCCCAAGGACAUUUUCAAUUACAACUGCCAAGCCU